This is a messenger RNA of Lingula anatina, 4686 nucleotides long. RefSeq lists its product as uncharacterized. Lineage: Eukaryota; Metazoa; Brachiopoda; Lingulata; Lingulida; Lingulidae. Gene Ontology annotation, molecular function: lipid binding. The record is from RefSeq and is a predicted model, not a curated record.
AACAGAGCGCAGUUCACGCGAGUCGCUUGCUGUAGUACUUCUGUCCCUGUAGAUAUAUCUAUAUGCUUAAAGACACAGAGACACAGACUGUUGCCUGUUUCAGGACAGGAUGGAGGAAAAUGAGACGCAGGGCGCUCAGACUUUAUCCAUGUAUUUGAAGAAACACAGAAAGAACCAGCUGAGAUUUUACAUACUCAGCAUUAGUGUCACUUCCUCAGCUUGGGUGAUAGGGUGUUAUGGAUUUUCCUACACUUGGGUUUUCGUUUUGCUUUCUGUCUUAUUUCUGAUAUGGAGAACUAAGUUACUACAUUUAACGGAUUCUGAAUACCGACAGCAUGAGAUCUUGGUCCACAGGAAGAGGGCACUGGCCCAUGGAGAGACGGCAGAAUGGGUCAACUUUAUAGUGAACCGCUGGUGGGUUUUUUCCUCAACAUCUUUAUUUGGCAUAAUCAAAAGUCACCUGGAUUCCGCAUUAAAUGGGGAGAGCAAGCCAUUAUUUAUAGAUCAAAUGGAAGUGAGAAGUUUCACCCUGGGCAACCACACACCACAUGUCAAAAAUGUCCGUGUAUUUGAAAGCUCUGAUGGCAUCACAGAACAGGCGACAUGGCUAAACAUUGACAGUCCUCCAGAUGGCCUCAAGGUGGCGCUGUCUCACAGGGUUGUCUUGGAGGCAGACAUAGGUGUCUGUGAUGAGGGAUUCCAGAUGAUAUUUCAUGCAAGACUUGGGGGAAGAAGGAUGGGUGUGAACUGUGAGGCUGCAGUGGAGAGAUUAAGUUUGAGAGGGAAGGUCCAGCUAAUCCUUCACCUCAGUAUGGAUGUUCCCUUCCCCCAUGUUGCUAAACUUACUAUGUAUUUUGUGGAAAGGCCAGAAGUCUGGUUUUCCAUUAGAAUUCUCAAGGCAGUGCAGGUGAUGGAGCUGCCCCUGUUGAAAACUUGGCUUCACUCUCUGGUCUUGGAGGCUCUCACAGACGUACUGGUUGACCCCAACAACAUCGACAUAGAGCUUUGUCAACCUACCACACCAGUUUCAGCAACAGCAAAAUCUAGUGCUGUGGGUGUUGUCACAGUGGUACUCAGUGGUGGACAGAUAUGCAGGGCUUCAACCAGUGUCUUUAACUUACCAGAUGCUGUUCAUUACUGUGUGGUCCAGCUGGGUGACCAGAAGAAGUACACAGUCAAUGUGAAGGGAGAGGCCUCUUGGCAGAGUAUGCUGUCCUUCUUGGUGCAUAACCCUAAACAUGACAAGAUUUUUAUUAAAUUAAAAUGUAGAAAACUACUCCAUUCAUCCACAAUGGCACAGUUUGAAGUUCCUCUGAAAUCUUACAAAUUGGAGAAACAUGGAAAUUAUAAAGUUGACCUGGAUAAGAAGACUUUGUUAGCGCUGAAAGGAGCUGUUAAGUUGGAGAUGCACAUGACAUACACGCCUCUGCCUCGUGUUGAACUAGAGGCUCCUCUGUCUGAGCAAGGAGACGAAGAAAAGUCUUGCAAUGCAGGAGUACUAUAUGUCCAUGUCCAUAGUGCGAAGGAGUUAAGCUCAAAGUUUAAAGACUCAGUCAGCCCAUACUGUGUUCUGGUGGUGAACAGAAGACGGGUGAAGACCUCUCUGCCAGAAGCUCUGAGUAAAAAUCCAAAGUGGGAUUGCUUUGCAGAAUUUUUUGUAGCAGACUACUCUAAGGUUCCUGUUUCUGUACUUGUUAUAGACCAGAGCAAGAAGUCAGAUAUGGAGGAAGAAUUGCUGGGAUGUGCAGUGAUAACACUGAAUGAGGGAGAAAUAAGGAAAGUGAGGCAGAAAAUUCCACUGAAAGCAGGACCACAGUGCACUGCCCCUAACACCUCAGGGUCCAUUACUGUCUCCUUGUUGUUCAGACCCAUCGCCUCUGUGGCACAUUCUGAAUCUAGUGACUGUCAUCAUGUCCACUAUCCUGACAACAAUGUCAUUGCUAAACGACGAUCUAAUUCUACAUCAGCUUUGCAGGAUUUAGUUCCUAAGCUGCUCAGGAGAAAAUGGAAGACAUAUAGCGACAAGCUGUUACAUAUGAAUGCCCGUCACAGAGAGAUCCAGGAGUUCACCCUGACCCACAGUCUUAGGUAUGGCCUGGUGGAGCUGCACCUGAUUCAAGGCAAAAAUUUGAUGGCCAUGGACAUGAAUGGCUCCAGUGAUCCAUUCAUAGAGAUCAAGGUGAAUGGUGUGAGGAAGUUCAAGUCCAAGGUGAAGAAGAACACUUUGAACCCAGUGUGGAAUGAGAUGGUCACACUGCAGCUGCCAAAAUGUGACGAAUACAUGGACAUUAUAGUUUGGGACAAGGACCCAUUUGGUCAGGACUUUUUAGGAUCAGUCACUUUUACUGCAGACGAGUUGAAGCAACAUGGAUGCAAGGCUGAACCAGAAUGGUACACUCUUCAUGGUGUUAAACAUGGUCAGAUUGAAAUGGAGGUGAAACCCUCUGUAGUAGAAGAUGGACAGACACAGACUUCCCAUAAACAAGAGGAUUCUACCGAUCAACUUGACAAAUUAUCGGAAGAUAAAGUGACGUCUCCCACACCCCAAGACAACACCGAACUGGGUGAAAAUACAACUACUUCCCGCCAAACAUCCCAGGACAGUAAUGAAGUGUUUAUAAAUAAAACUAUUCAAGAGGAGCAGGAGGAGGCUCAGACAGAGUCUUGUGGGAAAACAGAACAAGAACAUGUGUUGUUUAAUUUAGAUGACUGUUUAUAUGAGGAGCCACCAGCAGGGAGGUCCACCCCAAAGGAGGACAUGCCUGAGGAUUUCUCCACUCCUUCGGAAAUUAAAAAUGGAGAGCUAAACACAAGCACUGUCUCCCAAAUAGUCUAUGACUCCACCACGCGGUCUUCACUUAGCCAAAAACCAAAGAUAACUAGUCAGCAAGAAGCAGAUACUCCUAAUAUACACACAAACUGCCCCUUAUUACAAAGAGGGACAGACCUCAAUGCACAGAUGCCUAUCUCAAAUGUUUACAGACGAGGAAAUGGUUCGGUAUUCACAGUUGCCAAACAAAUUAUGAAACAAAGAGAAACUGAAAGGCAUGCUUUAGGGAAAAAUCAAGACAAUAUUGAAAUGAAAGUUUCACCACAUUUAGAUGCCAAGUUUUCUGAUGAUGAAACAAUACUGAGAGAACAAAGAAGUAUGGAUGAUGAAGGAAUUAAUUUGUCUGGAGAAGCAUCUCCCAGAUGUAUAAGAUCUGAGUCAAGCAGCAAUUCCCACUUUCCAGAGAACACCACCGGAGAACCAAAUCACAGUGAGCCCAAGGUGGUUUACCGCACAAGGAGUACAUCUCCAUCAAGGAGUGGAGCUGGUAUAGAGAAGAAACGGCUGUCACAGAACCACAGUUUACCUCCUAUACCUGGGAGCCCUUUGGUUUCCAAAGCUAUGAGCUCUGACAAUUUCCCCAUUAAACAUACUGCUGAGCUUCCUUCCACACAGCCAGAAAAGAAAUCCUGGUACUCCACCUUCAAACCUUCUAGUAUCAGGAAAAGCUGGCGGAUCAGGAAAGCCUUGUCAGAGGCCAAUGUGCACAAACCUGCAUCUCCCACCAGAGCUACAAAGGCUGCGGCGCCCAGUAACAUGUAUCGUGGGGUGCAGGGAAAGGUGCUGGGUGCCAGGGGACUGACCGUCCACCAGGGGGACCUCUACUGUAAAGUUCGGUUGGAAAGGUUCAGCCCUUACAAGUCGCAGAAACAGAGCAGAGGCAAAGAAAUUGCUAAAUCUCCUGUUGUUCGUGCUUGUGCAGAGCCAGACUUUCAUUUAGAAUUUGAUCUAGAUGAAGGGCAAGGCAUCCAUGAGAAUUCCGUCCUCAUCUUUGAUGUCAAGAAUGUUAGAAAAGAACACAUUGGACAACGAGGAGUGUCUCUGAGACAGCUGCUGAAAGACUCCCAGGAGGUGACCAAGUGGCUGUCACUAGAGGGCAGCAUUGAGCUCCAGGUCCAGGUCUCCGCUGGCAAUGCUUCCCAAAGUGGUAACCACACUCUGCCAAGAAAAUCCCCUUUCAAGUUACUCAGAUCUUGACAUGCCAUGGAAAAUGAAAUUUAAUUUCUUGCCAGUAUAGAUAUUUCAUGUAUCCAAUUGCUAUGUCAUCUAGCACACAAAGUUUACCCAUGACAUUAAUGGAUGGGAAUAUGUAAAGCAUACCUUAGUGGUGCUAUUCACUUUCACUUUUAAUGGUCAGCAGUUUUUAUGACCAAAUCAGGUUUAAAUAAAAUAAUGAUGCAUGACAUCGAUGGUGCUUGAGAUAUUAACGAAGUGGCCUUAUAGAUGCCGCUGAAACCAAACAAAUUAGAAGUCUUACAUGAUGGUCUUCUAUAAGAACUUGUGAUACGAAAAUACUGAUUUUAUUCCAGAACUGGCUCUUUUAACAAGUGAUAUGUAUUAGCAGUAUAUUUAUAUUUGUAGCAUAUUUUGUAUACAACUGAAACUUAAAACAAUGUAAACAUAUACUUCACCUCUGUAGCUUCAGGCCUUUAUGUCAAGUAAGGAUGAUUUUCAGUGUGUUUAGAUUUAAACAUUAAACGUAACAUUUUCUUUUCUAAGGAAUAUGACAUUCCUUUGCAUCUGAUGUUGAGCAUUAAAAGCAAUGACAUUUGUAAUACCGAAUUAUAGGGCUUUCAUUAGUCAAUGGGAAAAUAUGCAAGUUUAAUAAAUUUAGAACGAAAAAAAUAUGUACAAUA